Molecule: messenger RNA, 2470 nt
Organism: Sinocyclocheilus anshuiensis
Lineage: Eukaryota; Metazoa; Chordata; Actinopteri; Cypriniformes; Cyprinidae
Product: rho GTPase-activating protein 9-like
Exons: 17
Coding region: 133-2298 (721 amino acids)
Biological process (GO): signal transduction; regulation of GTPase activity
Cellular component (GO): cytoplasm
Molecular function (GO): protein binding
Source: RefSeq, a predicted model, not a curated record
CGCAGUCCGGUUCACCGACACCUGGAGUAAAGCGCGGAUGCACCUGCAGUUACCGAUCAUGGCACUCGUGUCGUCUCGCUCUGGUGGUGUCCUUGUCCAACGAUCACCCUCCGUGUGUCUCUGAGAGGAACCAUGCUGUCGGGAAGCUGGCGCCGUGGAUCCGUGAUCUCGGGGUCCAGGCUGGGCAGUACUGUGGUUCUGGAGGCUCAGUAUGAUUACUCGUACCGCGCCGUCGACGGCCGUCUGGUCUCCAUACACGAGGGCGAGCGCUUUCUGCUGCUGAAGAAGACCAAUGCGGACUGGUGGCAGGCGCGGAGGAUCGGGGUUGGCGCGAAGGUCAAACCCAUAUAUGUGCCGGCGACAUACGUCAUUGAGCUGCCUAUCAGCCAGUUCCGCCCCUUGCUGCCCUCCAGCCAAUCAGCAUCCGAGAGCUUCAAGAUGAUUCCACAAGGUUCCCUCACACCCUGCAUGCAAACGCACGGCUCAGUGCCUGAUAAGCAGUUCUGUCGUUCCAUGGAGAAUCUCAACUGCAGCAGUGCCUUGAUGGACAAACACAGAGUCUCAGCGCGAGGACGUUUCCCGACGUUACCCCUCUCCGGUUCCUCCACCUCACCCUCGGGUCACCUCUCGGUUCCGGGCGUCCCAAUCGCCCGCAGCCAAAGCUCCAGCAACCUUCCCCAGAACCCAUACCAGAACCAGGACCCAAGCCCCGGCAGCCCGACUAAAUCCUGCAGCCAGUGGGACAUGAGCGCGGCCGCUCGCAGACACACGCAGGGACGCAUACAGAUCUCAUCAUCUGCCUACAUUUCCCAGAGUUCCCUGUCAGAGCAGGGGAAGCAGCAGUGGGCGGAGCCUCCCAAGCCGUUGCCGGGUCAACGACCCCUGCAGACGCUGCAGCUGUGGGAUCAGUACUGCGACCCCGGAACCGGACGCUGUUACUACGUCAACACCGUUACCGAGGAGCGCUCGUGGAAACCUCCGCGCAGAGCCCGCGAGAGCCACGCCCACCAAAACAAGGUCGGGAUGGUUCAGCGUGACAUCAGGCACCUGUCGCUCCCAUUACAGAACUCAGGAAGCAGCUCAAUGCACAGGCUCUCGCCUGACCUCUCCUACAUGACCCAUGAUGCCAAUGGCUGGCAGCUGAGUCAGAGCAUGCAGCACAUGGCGUCGUCUGAAGCCCUUAGCUCCGCCUCUGGUGUGUUAGGCGACGCCCAUCACAGAAACCCCGCCUUAGCAGGGGGCGUGGCACACGUCAGCCACUCCUACUCCAUGUUCCUGCCCUCACAGGUGCAGAGAGCUUCUGCAAACGGCAAGUCAGAUUACAGGCUGGGGGUGGAACCUCCUUCAUCUGACAGCUCACCAGACACUGAAGGAGUCACACCGGUGAGAAACACACAAACAUAUACAGACAGGGAUAAGGAGAAUCCUCUAGAUAAUGUGCUGCUGUAUUCUCUGAGGAGAGCCGGAUCUGUGGAGAUGCUGGAUCAGAGCGGAGACGAGGACGAGAAUCGCGGUGGAAAUAAGGCUUCGUUGCCUCGCUCCACGUCUAACCUGGAGAGCUCGGAGCACAAGCGUGUGAAGAGCCGCUUGAAGAAGCUGAUUCUCCGGAGGCCUCCGCUGCAGACGCUGCAGGAGAAAGGGCUCAUUAAAGAUCAGGUGUUCGGCUGUGGGCUGGAGCUGCUGUGUGAGCGAGAGAAAAGCAGCGUCCCUCAGUUCGUCAGGAAAUGCACCGAUGCUGUGGAGAGGAGAGGUUUGGAGACUGAUGGGAUUUACAGAGUCAGCGGGAAUCUGGCCGUCAUUCAGAAACUGCGCUUCGCUGUCAAUCAUGAGCGAGCCGUGACCACAGACGGACGCUAUCUGUUCCCUGAGGAUUUAGUUCAAGAGCGUCUGGAUCUGGACGACCCGCAGUGGGAGGACAUUCACGUCAUCACCGGAGCACUCAAGCUGUUCUUCAGAGAGCUGCCCGAGCCGCUCGUGCCGUACGGAUUCUUCCACGACGUCGUCGAGACUGUCAAGCUAUCUGAUUACCUGGAUAAGGUGGACAGACUGAAGCUGCUGGUCCUCAGCAUGCCUCCACACAACCAGCACACCUUACAACACAUGAUCCAACACCUCAGACGGGUGAUGGAGCGCUCCGACAGCAACCGCAUGACCACGCAGAACAUCGGCAUCGUGUUCGGCCCCACGCUGAUGCGCCCCGAGAACGAGAGCGGAAACAUGGCCAUUAACAUGGUGUAUCAGAACCAGGCCGUGGAGCUGCUGCUGAGCGAAUACCAGCGGAUCUUCAGAUCCUACUGAACACAAUCCCAGACUGCACUGGGACACGAGGACGAGUCUGGAGACAGAUGGACUCAGAUCUGCAUCAUUACUCCACAAACUCACCGGAGAACACGACCGGGUCACAUUUCAGCUCAGAUGUCAGAAAUAAUAAUAGUAACAAAAAAUAAAUUAUAUUUUGCAUAAAGAAAAU